CAGUGCCCGAGUGACUGAGGCUCCGCUAGUGUGUUGGUGGACACAGUGCGAGACGGCAGGCGUUUUCCCGCGAGUGGCUCAGUGUCCCGCCGUCGCCCGAGCAGUGCGGUCGCAAGCAAGCAAGCAAGCACGACAGAAACCUUUUUCCCUUUCGAGUGAUUUCAUAUUUUCUAUGAAAGAGAGAUACUGAUUGUAUUCCUUGUUUGGUAAUGCGGUUAAACUUUUAGAUACAAGCGAAGACUGAAAAAAGACAAUAAACUCGGGAUCUUCCAUUUCUUUUAUUUUUUGAACUUGAGAAGUAAGGAAAAAAAAAACGGAUUGUAAAUAGCGUUUAUUUACUUCCUUUGUUGUUGAUCUAUUUUCCCCCCGAAGGAAGAACGUUGGUGUGAUAUACCUGCCGAGACGCCAGGAGGUGGGCGUCAUUAUGAAGUGGGCGUGGAUAUGGGCUUGCUUGUGGGCGGUCCUCGUUCCGGCAGGACUGGCCAGUAAAUGCCGCCGAGCCCCCUUAAGCACCAGCGCCCCCAAGACACCAGGAGAUAAUUCCUUUAAGAUUAGCAUAAGUGGCAACCCUAAUAAGUACUUCCCGGGGGAGGUGUACACAGUGAGCCUGCAGGGAUGGCGCACGCAGUACUCAGUCCAGAAGUUUAUAGGCUUCAUGCUCGUGGUGGAGCCCUCACACACCCCCGUCGACAUCUUCGGCCCUCAGAGCGUGGGCACCUUCCAGCUGUAUGGAGACGCCCUGACAAUGCACUCUGACGACUGCCCCAACGCCGUCACCCAGACCUCAUCCAUCUUAAAGAGCGAGAUACAGGUACUCUGGACGGCUCCUCCUGCUGGGUCCGGCUGCGUCUCCUUCAGAGCGACCGUCGUGGAGACCCGAGACGUGUGGUACAUGGACGACGGGGAACUGACGAAGGAGCUGUGCGAGGAGGUGCAGGAGAGCGAGAACAUGCAGCCGGAGAUCAUCCACGACUGUUUUGCUUGCGAUGAGGCCAAGUAUGAG
This is a messenger RNA of Penaeus vannamei (Pacific white shrimp), 1003 nucleotides long. The record is from RefSeq and is a predicted model, not a curated record. NCBI's taxonomy places the organism in Eukaryota, Metazoa, Arthropoda, Malacostraca, Decapoda, Penaeidae.